GGCUCACUAAGUCUCCUCCAAUAACAACUAGUCCCCGAAAACCAGAUCCAUUAGCACUGGAAACUAGACUCAAGCUAACAAAUCAUUUCAAGAGGGAGAGGUCUAUAGUGUCAGACAGUGGGUAUGAUGUCUAUACUGCAGGCAAGGAAGAGAACAGCUUGCAGUCUGAUAGCAGUAGUGAAACAAGUGAACCAGUUAAAGAUAGCCGCAAAUCCAUCGACAAUAACCCUCCCCUCAAGUUCAAUAGAGCAUUUAGCUUAAGACGAGCUCGUUUGACAUGUGAUGAAACAGCUCAGCAGCUCAAGUCACCUUUACCUGUAGAUAAGAAAAAGAUUGCCAGACCCUCAAGUGCUGGUAACAUAACAGGAAAUCGCAAGAUUCCUGUGAGCCAGAGCAAAAGUCAUCAGGUAGGACAGACACCUCGAGGUGGUUCUCACUCACAGGCAACAACUCCUAAGAGUGGCUCCAGUGAUUUCAGUAGAGGAGAUGGUGGAAGGUUUAGUUUACGAUUACCUCAUUCUGGAUCUUCAACAACGGUCACUAAAUCCCCAUCACGAACAUGUGUUAAAAAGGAGCUCUCAUCUGGUACUGCAAGAAGAGGUGCACCUCGCUCCAAUUCGACUCUUUCUGCAAAAGAAGUUGACUUUCAGAAUUGGAAACGUCGUAAAAAUUAUGAUCCUAUGAAAGCAGCAGCUGAGGGGCGAAAAAAAGCAGGUGACAAGAAAAAUGAUAGAGAGUCUCAAGGCAGUACCCUAACCACAUUGGAUAGAUCCCCCAGUCCACCCGGGUCCUUGUUGCGUUCAGCAUCUUUCCAUGGUACUGAAGGAAUGGGAGUUUGUGGUCGCUGGCCCAGAAGACCAAACCAUCUCUAUACAAGUGAGGAUGAUGGUCCCUAUUCACUAGAGGAGGAGCAAUCUCAUCCUGUACCGCACUGCUCUCCACUACAAAGAUCUCCAACUUCUCCACACCAUUUGUCAUCGCCACACACCACCUCUCCUGCACAUCACACAGCAUUAACCUCAACACGUGGUCGAAGAGCAUCAUAUGCCCUCUCAGAUGAAGGUGAAGGCCAUAUGGGCUCCCCAACCAGAAAG
This is a messenger RNA of Cherax quadricarinatus, 1094 nucleotides long. The record is from RefSeq and is a predicted model, not a curated record. NCBI's taxonomy places the organism in Eukaryota, Metazoa, Arthropoda, Malacostraca, Decapoda, Parastacidae.